GGGCCUCCUCCAUGGUUGAACUUCCCCGGUUGCCUCUUUAUUCUCUCCCACUCGCCCCCUGAGCAGAAAACGGCCAUGGCCACUAUAAUCCAAAGCUCCAAAUGCUUCAUGGGCCUAAAUUCAACCAAUGCUCAACGACCCAUCACUUUCCCAGCAUCUUAUUCUUCUCUCAGCUUCAAAGGGAACACCAGCAGAAGCAGAACCAGCAAAAUAAUGGCCUUGGCUGCUGCAAAAUCCAAGUACAUCAGAGAGGACUAUCUCAUUAAAAAAGUGUCGGCGAAGGAAGUGGAGGAUAUGGUGAAGGGAGAGAGGAGCGUUCCCCUUGUUGUGGAUUUCUAUGCUACUUGGUGUGGGCCGUGCAUUCUCAUGGCCCAAGAGCUCGAAACACUAGCUGUCGAGUAUGAGAACAGUGUACACUUUGUCAAAGUAGAUACUGAUGAUGAGUAUGAAUUCGCACGUGAUAUGCAGGUAAGGGGGCUACCGACACUGUAUUUCAUCAGCCCAGACCCAAAUAAGGAUGCAAUCCGAACUGAAGGGCUGAUUCCUCCAGAGAUGAUAAAGAACAUUAUUGACAAUGAAAUGUGAUGGGGAUGAGGCUCACAUGUGUCAAUUCAGUAUCCAGGCUUAUUAGUUUAAGUCAUGCUUGUGAUUAUCUUCGAAGAUCAAUCGCACCAACAAAUGCAGAAAGAAACUCCUACAACCUGUUUGAAGUUACGGGGUACACCAGUGACAUCUAAAAUUUUGUCUUGAAUGUUCUCUUUCAGCGAACUAAUGAAGCCGCAUUUAGAAUUUAGGCUUUAAGUUGAGGUGUAUUUGUAUUCAUCUGAUUUAUUAUAAAGUUUCUAGCAUUCUCAAGCAUUCUCUCAUGAACGUUAGGAACAGAAUUUCCUUAAUCUUAAGCAUCUUUCUUGGUUCUUGACUGUA
Molecule: messenger RNA, 924 nt
Organism: Asparagus officinalis (garden asparagus)
Lineage: Eukaryota; Viridiplantae; Streptophyta; Magnoliopsida; Asparagales; Asparagaceae
Product: thioredoxin-like protein CITRX1, chloroplastic
Exons: 4
Coding region: 76-585 (169 amino acids)
Biological process (GO): plastid organization; cell redox homeostasis
Cellular component (GO): thylakoid
Molecular function (GO): protein-disulfide reductase activity
Source: RefSeq, a predicted model, not a curated record